This is a messenger RNA of Etheostoma spectabile (orangethroat darter), 2197 nucleotides long. Its product is annotated as L-amino-acid oxidase-like. The record is from RefSeq and is a predicted model, not a curated record. The coding region runs from base 198 to 1802 and encodes 534 amino acids. Gene Ontology annotation, biological process: amino acid catabolic process. The transcript is spliced from 8 exons. Lineage: Eukaryota; Metazoa; Chordata; Actinopteri; Perciformes; Percidae. Gene Ontology annotation, molecular function: L-amino-acid oxidase activity.
CUCUUACGAACUGAGCUGAGUGGGCUGAUAACAGGACAACCUCCACAACCAUCUGUGUUGACAGCAGAAGUUAUUCAACUCUGAUCUGACCUUGCAGAUGUUUCGUGAGGACUCAGGUUCCAGCUUUAAAUGAGCUGAAGGCGUUGUUAGAGACGCAUUCAGCGAGUCUUCAGAGAGCGAGGACGACAGAAACCAAGAUGAAGCGACUCGGCAUACUCCUUUGUCUGGGUUUGAUUUGUGUGGCUUCAACUCUGGCACAGACGGACCAGUUGAUCCCAGUGGAGGAAGGCUCCAGCUCAUCCCCAGCAGCCAUCUCCAAGGACCCAGACGAAGACAUCCUGAGGGCCAAUCUGGCUGAGUGUCUGGAGGACGACGACUAUGACGAGCUGCUGCGGACUGUUAAAAUAGGUCUUCCUAAAAUAAAUACUAACCAUCACGUUGUUAUUGUCGGAGCUGGCAUGGCUGGACUGACGGCUGCCAAGUUACUGCAGGACGCGGGACACAAGGUAACCAUAAUAGAGUCUAGUGGUCGUGUUGGAGGACGGGUGGAGACCUACAGGAAUGAGGAAGAGGGCUGGUAUGCUGAACUGGGAGCCAUGAGGAUCCCAAGUGCUCACAAAAUCGUCCACUGGUUUGUUAAGACACUGAACGUCACGCUGAAUAAAUUCACAAUGGAUGACCCCAACACCUUUUACUUGGUUAAUGGGUUGUUGAAGAAGACAAGCACAGUGCAAAAGGACCCUGAUGUUCUGAAGUACAACGUGGACGAAAGUGAGAAAGGGAAGUCAGCCGAUGAACUGCUGGAAAACGCUUUGCAGAAGGUGAAAGAUGAAGUGAUUGCUAAUGGCUGCUUGUCUGCGCUGAACAAAUAUGACCGUUAUUCCGUGAAGGACUAUCUGGAACAUGAAGGAAAUCUGAGUUCAGAAGCGAUAAGGAUGAUAGGAGACAUGCUUAACCAACAGAGCCUAAUGUACACAGCGCUGACGGAGAUGAUCUACAGCCGGAGUAACGUCAAUGACAAAACUGAUUACACAGAAGUGACUGGUGGAUCGGACCUUCUCCCCAAAGCUCUUCAUGAUGUCCUCAAGGUCCCUAUUCUUCUCAACUCCAAGGUCAAACGCAUCAGAUCGGUUGAAAAUAGAGGUGUAAUAGUAUCGUACCAGCAAAGCCAACAGCGUUAUGUUCAAUUUCUUCCCGCUGACAUCGUUCUGGUAACAACCACAGCCAAAGCAGCCCUCUUCAUUGACUUUCAUCCACCUCCCUCCAUCAAAAAGAUGGAGGCACUGAGAGCAGUCCACUAUGACAGCUCCACUAAAAUCAUCCUCACCUUCCGUAAGAAGUUCUGGGAGAAUGAUGGCAUCCAAGGAGGAAAGAGCAUCACUGACGGACCCUCUCGUUUCAUCUACUACCCCAGCCACAGUUUCCCAACCAAUAAGACCAUCGGGGUCCUCCUGGCCUCCUACACCUGGUCUGAUGACUCCCUCCUCUUCUUAGGGGCGAGUGAUGAAGACCUGAAAGAGCUGGCUCUGAGAGAUUUGGCAAAGAUCCACGGCGAGGACGUUAAAUCUCUCUGCACAGGGGUGGUGGUGAAGAGGUGGAGCGCGGAUCCUCACAGCUUGGGCGCCUUCGCUCUCUUCACACCCUACCAACAUUUAGAGUACUCCAAAGAGCUCUUCAGAAGUGAAGGCAGGGUGCACUUUGCUGGUGAACACACAGCUUUUCCUCACGCUUGGAUCGAGACAGCUAUGAAAUCUGCGAUCAGGGCUGCUACCAACAUUAACAAAGAGUCAGCUACAACAUGAGCCUUAGCGACUACUCUCUAGGGCAAUCAGUAAUAUUGUAGUAAUCAAAUAUCUGUGUCAAUUGUUAGUGUAGUUCUGGAUGUAUAGAGGUAAAAUUGAACAAAAGUGUGGCACUUUUGUUUGGUGAUUGCAUUACUUGCCUUAGCAGUAAGACUCAUCGUGAUUGUCCUUCCACAGUGCAGCUCUUAUCUGCAUCAAACUGUUGCAUUGACAUUGAACGAUGUCUUGAUGUUGCUAGGCAAAAGUAUUAUCAGAUAUACUGACAAAGCAACUUUGGCCAUAACUGCUGAUAACUGAUAUUAUCAAAAGUUAAUGCACCACUUAUGUUCAUAAACCUUGAUGUCUAUGUUGUAAUUUCUGUCUGUGCAAUUAAAUAAAGCUUUGUCAAUUUCAAA